CGUGCAAAGUGCAAUGUGUUGUUCACAAGUUUAUGUUUUGAUCAAUAAUUGAGUUUCCAGAAUCCGCCAAUCUGUGCUUCUGGGCAAUGAAGCUAUCUCGCUCUCGGUCUUCUUCCACGCUCCGGGACCCGGGGAUCCGCAAACAGGCCUUAAAUGCUAGAAAGACUGUCCGUCAUUGCAAACUCGCCGAAGCGGAGUAUUGAUGGUGAGAUGACGCGAAGAAAAGUUGCGGCUCGACGAUUUCGUACGCAGGGUCGUCGUCGCGCUUCUCCCUAGGGCUGGGCGUCGAAAAACAAGAAAAAGAGUUAAUCUGGCUGAGGCGAAGUAGUGACGGCGGGGAACAUACAGUCGAAAUUGCGUCGUAGCGAGUAAACCGAGCCUCAAAGUUAUUGCGCCGCGAUAGCCAGCCAAGACAGCCAGUGCGGUUAACGGGUGGCGACGCCGUGAAUUUUCAUCGAUUGCCGUGAAUAAAACAUGAAUCUCGUCAGUGGGCGCUGUGCCGUCGAUCGAACGGUUGGCACCAACAACCAACGAUUCCCAACCGACCAUCCUUCUUCCAUCGCCAGUUGAUUGAUGACCAUGAAACGCGGAGUGCAAGGACGAAGCGAGAAUACAAAGUGUCGAGAGGGUCCGACGGGCCGCAGGAAGUAGGAUCGGUGACGACGCGGUGUACGCAUCUGCUUCGCAGCUACAGCAGCAGUGUCCACAGCCAGUGCACCAUGGGAAAGAUAAAUGCCAGUCACAGCAACUACUGUUGCGAGAGCAAAACGUUCCGGUGCAACAAUCAGCAGGCCAGAAGCCAUCAGAAAAUACUGUUUCCUCAUCGUUUGAGCCCUGAAAUGGUUCUCAGCAUUCCGGACGCUCUAGAGUCGACCGUCGGUAACAGGGAGCACCCGGAACCGAGUGACGUCCUGGCGCGUACUCUGCUGCAGAUCGACGAAGGCUGUCUGGUGUAUCGCGCCGAGGGCAACGCGAAUAUUGUGCUGUCCCUAUCGGACAACAAACACGUCCUGCGAUUGCGCAAGUCGGCCAUCGCUACGCGGGAUGGCAAGGCCGUGAGCAAUGUUAAAUUGGAGCGCUUCGUCAAAUACUCUGAGGUGAUGUCCAACUUGUUCUCCAGCUGUUACGUGCCAACGCUCAAACUGGCCCAUCUCAACACGCAGAACCUACAAGCCUUUAACGAGCGCUUGAGCAAAACACGCCCCGUUGCUAGACGAGACAAGGAAAUCCGAGAACUGGAUGGUAUCAUCUACCCGGACGUAGCAUUCCUGCCGAACUGGCUCUAUCUAACGAGAGAUCAAGACAUGAAUCAGGACAAGAUCGGCUCCACUCUGCUGUCUCCCUAUCAAACAUACUGCGUCGAAAUCAAGCCGAAGCAAGGUUGGUUUUCGUACGAACUCUGUGAUAACAUUCCCGUACCGGGCCUGGCGACCGGGGACCUUCGGAAGUGCCGUUACUGUUUUCUUCAAUAUUUAAAGCUCCAACAGAAAUCGAUAGCCAAAAUUAGUAAAUACUGCCCAUUGGAUCUCUUUUCUGGAAAACCAAUCCGUGUUCUUCACGCCGUUAAGGGCCUUAUCGGUGCGCCGCAGAACAAUUUCAAACUUCUCAAAAAUGGCAAGAUCGUGUACGACGAGACACGCGAAAAGUCCGUGUUUAACCGAAUGCUGAAGGAAAUGUUUCCCCGCGACGGACGCACGAAGGAAGAGCGAAAAACAUUCUUCCUCAAUCUGAUCAAAGAAGUGUUGCUGACGGACUUCUCCAGCGAUGACACAACCUGUGACCGAAAACUAUUGACGAUAAGAAAAGAUCGCAAGAAAAAGGACAGGAACCAACUCCACGAACGUGGCUGCAAUGCUAGCGAGCAACAUUUUCUUCCAGACAGAUGUGUACUGCGUGAGAUCCUCGAUGUGCAGUUGCUGGUAAAGUCAAAUUUUAUGUCGUUCGACCAAUCCAAAUUGGCCUCAUCCAGUGAUAGCCCAUGCCAAUACGUUGACGAUAUGUACGAGAAGUAUCUAGAUUACAGAGACGAUGUCGGCUAUAGCGACGCCUCUAUGAUGUCCGGGUCGUUCUGCAGCGAAUACCUGUCCACGGAGGAAAAGUAUCAGUUCGGGGCGACGGCGUUAGAUUGCUCGGUUAUGAUCACUUUUCGGCGACUGAUGGGAGAUCGGACAGAGGAAGACAGAUUGAGCCCUGAGGCUCGCAAGCACAUAGUCGUUAUCGAAGGAAUGAAGUUUUUAGUUAAAGUGACGAUCACCGAUUUGGAUCCGAAAUCGCACAAACAUCGUCAAAAGUAUGUGGAUCAACUGGCGGAAUCGGUUUCGGCCUAUCGUGACUAUAUGAGCAAGCUAACAAAGCGCUAAGCGAGGCGAAUUACCAUGUUUGACGUCCAUCCGUACGGUUCUAACUUUUAAAACAGGAAACAAACCGAAGCAUUCACGCAGAACCUCGUCACAAAGCAAUAAUGGAUUCCUAAUGCAGCCAAGAAGAAAGCUCUUUUGAAAACUCUCUACUAGCGAUAAGGAAGCAGUCGUGAAACUCUGUGUAUUAUCAGUGUUAUGUGUAAACCACCUUCAACCCAUAGAAUUACCGGUAUAUUCGGACUGUAUUGUAGGAACGAUGGUUUAGCUGAAAGCAGACACUACACAUACGAAGGGUUGAAAGUGGAGGCGAGCUCGAUGUUCCUUAUUCUCGGAUGCCCCUGCAAAGAUUCAGUGUAUUUUAUGUAAGAAAACAAACAUUUGCAGAAGCGUGAUAGAUCGAAGAAGAACACGAUUGGAGAGAAAAUGAUAAAAUACUGUUCAGCAACAUGCACCAUUGUUUUAUCCAACGUUUAAACUUUGAAAGCAUUUGUCGUUCAUCGGAGUAUUAGAUAGACACGGUAUACAUGUGAAUGUUAGCAUUUGUGCAUUUCUACGACUGAUCCAUCAGUUAAGCCAAACAGUCUGCAUCAGUAUCAACACCAACAACACAGCAAAUUUCCGACAAACCCACUUUUCGAGCAGACGGUACGGUGGUUUUCAAGGUGCCGCUGUUUUGCUUUAUUAACUACUAAAUAACGUUUUAUUUAUUAUCGUCGCUAUUCGCUAUAAAUUACGAACGCAUUUUUAUGCAAAACACAGGUUGGGAAAUGGUGGGAUAUUCGGUCAACAUUGUUUUUACAAUUAUUUUUACCUAUUCGAAGUUAUCUAAAGUACAUUGUAAGUUAAUACCAGUUUUAGUUUUAGUAUUUAUUGCUUCGCCAAUUACUUCAUGAGUCUUUUUUGUUGUUUCUGGUCCUCUUUUUUAACACUUUCCUUAACAAAAUUAGAAUGAAACAUGUAUGUUUAAGGUCGUUUGUUUAAUUCGCAUAUUUUACAGCCAUAUUUUUACCACAGGACAUUUUUAUCAGCGGAAUGCAUAGACGGAA
Molecule: messenger RNA, 3406 nt
Organism: Anopheles bellator
Lineage: Eukaryota; Metazoa; Arthropoda; Insecta; Diptera; Culicidae
Gene: Ipk1
Product: inositol-pentakisphosphate 2-kinase
Exons: 12
Coding region: 720-2360 (546 amino acids)
Biological process (GO): inositol phosphate biosynthetic process
Cellular component (GO): nucleus
Molecular function (GO): inositol-1,3,4,5,6-pentakisphosphate 2-kinase activity; ATP binding
Source: RefSeq, a predicted model, not a curated record